This is a messenger RNA of Mya arenaria, 2639 nucleotides long. RefSeq names its product ras-related C3 botulinum toxin substrate 1-like. Gene Ontology annotation, biological process: actin filament organization; small GTPase-mediated signal transduction; cortical cytoskeleton organization. Lineage: Eukaryota; Metazoa; Mollusca; Bivalvia; Myida; Myidae. Gene Ontology annotation, molecular function: protein kinase binding; GTP binding; GTPase activity. The transcript is spliced from 6 exons. The record is from RefSeq and is a predicted model, not a curated record. Bases 233 to 811 code for a protein of 192 amino acids. Gene Ontology annotation, cellular component: cytoskeleton; cell cortex; cell projection.
AUUCACUUCCGUUGAGCCAGGAAGUUAAAAUUCUGUCUACUUAACUAAGACACUCAAAUGCUUCCGUAUAGAAUUCAAGAUCCUUAAACAAAGAGAGUAUUCAUCGCAAGUAUUCAGAUUUUGGAUACAUAAUUUUAUGUACAUGUCAAUUGUUGGGGAUUUUUGGCUGUGAAGACAGAAGACUUUUCGGAUAGUUUUUCAUAGCAGACGACAUUGUGUAUGAAAAGACAGGAUGCAGGCGAUCAAAUGUGUCGUUGUUGGAGACGGGGCCGUUGGUAAGACCUGUUUGCUCAUCAGCUACACGACAAACGCUUUUCCAGGGGAGUACAUUCCUACAGUAUUCGACAAUUACUCUGCCAAUGUGAUGGUAGAUGGUAAGCCCAUCAACCUCGGGCUCUGGGAUACGGCAGGACAGGAAGACUAUGACAGGCUCCGGCCUCUCUCCUACCCACAGACUGAUGUUUUUCUCAUCUGCUUUUCCCUUAUAAGUCCUGCAAGCUUCGAAAACGUUCGCGCAAAGUGGUACCCGGAAGUGAGCCAUCACUGUCCCGACACGCCUGUUAUCCUAGUGGGCACAAAACUCGAUCUUCGGGACGAUAAGGACACGGUUGAAAAACUCAAGGAGAAGAAACUGUCGCCUCUAACAUAUCCACAGGGCCUCGCCCUUGCCAAGGACAUCAAUUCGGUAAAAUACCUGGAGUGUUCCGCGCUCACCCAGAAGGGCCUCAAGACGGUCUUUGACGAAGCCAUCAGGGCGGUCCUCUGUCCACGAAAGGUCGUCAAGCCCAGGCCGAAGUGUAUAAUGUUUUGACGUGUGGCGUCAUCUUCCGCCUUAGAUUUGAAUAAGUGUUCGUUUGGUUUAAAGGGUUCAUUUUUUGUAUAAGCUGUUUUGAGGUGUGUCGCCAUCUUUCGUCUUAGAUUAGAAUAUGUGUUCUCUUGGUUUAAAGGGUUAGUUUUAUUUCUGUAUGACAUAUAUGAUUGCGUUAUCGAGAUUAAAAAUGCACAUUUGUGACGUCCGCUGACGUAUCUUGUGGAACAAAACUUUUGUUUAACAUUGUACAUAAAUGUAUAGGCUCUUAUUUAGACACUGUAAUCAUAUGCAUUCAUUUUAGUGUGAUAAUUCAAGAACUAUUGGAAAACAUUUAUUGAUAUUUAUAAUAUCAUUUUUGCAAAUAUACUUAAUCUUUUUAUGUAAAUAUAUUACUUAAAUGAUGGGCCAAGAGGGCAAUUUGUUUAAUACAUUGUGUAAUAUUAAUAUGUUGGUAUCACUGAUUUAUUAACAACUGUCUAACAGUUCUCAAUUAUUGGCAUUUGCUAAAGGAUCGUUUAGUACACCUGCCUUAAAGCUGCAACCUCACAGAGUUACCGUUUUGACAACUUUUUUUGUUUUGGAAUGAGCCAAUUUUUGUGUAAAUAUCUGCAAACCAGUGAUAUAAGACUGCUGACAAAUGAUCAGAUGGAAGAUUUCAUAUUGCGGAUCGAAAAAUAAUGAUUUAUGGCUGAAAGCGUUACUAACGGUUUAAGAAAAAUGCAUACAAUAUAUAUUUUCGAACUUAAAUAUGAAAAUCUGCGAUCUGAUUUUUGUCAGCAGUCUUACAUCACUGGUUUCCAUGCAUUUUCGCAUAAAUUGGCUCGUUCCAAGACAAAAAAAAUACAAAAAAGUGUUCAAUAUAUUCAAUCUGUGAGAGUGCAGCUUUUAAUAUAAUCAUAUUAUAUCAUACUACUUUUUCUGCUGUUUGCAAGUGAACUACUUAAUACAAACUCGUCCUUCAGUAUUAAAAGCACAAUUGCAAUGGAAUCUAUGUACCGAAAAGACGUCCAAAGCCCUGUUUCAGCACUUCAAAGGGUUUCGCUUGUCAUCAUACCGGUCUCGAGAGCCCAUUUCAAAGCUACGAUUGAAAGGGUCGGUUGAUGUGAAACCAAUGCGGACUGUUCAUAUAUGGAUGUUUUGCGGGGUUAUGAGCCUGGAAUUCAUGGCGAUAAUUUAAAGUUUAUAUGUAUAAUUUAAUGGUUAAACAAACUUGAAAUGCUAAUUUCAUUUGGAAACAGCAGUAUUAAAGGGACUAGACACCAGAUGAUUCAUUUGGAAGAAAACAAAUUCUUACAUAAAGUUGACAUCACUGUGUUCAACGCAAUGAAUCAUACUUACUGAUCUAUUACAUCGAUUAUGACACAUGUAUCUUUCGCAGUUUUUGAGCAUUUCUCUAAUUGAAAAUCUACCUUAGGUUGUUUACCACGUAAAUCCCACUAAGUCUAAAAAUAGCGUAGGUUUAUUUAUCGAUGCUCAUAAACAUAUAUGAUUUAAACUGGGAAACCAUUAUGCUUUAUUUUUAAACGGGGAAUCUCAGAUGAAGCAGCAACAUGAUUGUUGCGUUUUGUUUAUUUUUAAUCAUGUAAAAAUUGUGUAUUAUCGACCUCCUACUAGCUUGCAUUGACAAUUUUAGCCUUGUUUUGAGGAGCACUGUAUUUUCCAAUAUUUGGACAAUCUGGUGUAAAGUCCCUUUAAGAAUCGUACUCGUAUACUUUCUCUUUCUCGGAUCCAUUUCGUUAGCGUUGGAACCUUAUGUCGAUAUAUUCCUUAGUUGUUGUAUUUUGAUUUAAGACUUUGUUAUUUUCAAAAUAAACGUUUACAAUACCAA